GCCCGACGUCCGGACGUACUUUCGGAUUGCUCCCACGGUGAGAGAUGACCAGCUUGGCCCAGCAACGCUAACCUGAACAUCGCUGUCGAGACCGAGUGCCGGUCAAAUUGGCUACUUUCAUCGUGAAACCUCCAAGUCCAUCCCAACAAUAGGCCCCCGCCGUGGUAGUGGCAGUGCUUCUAUCCGCUCCCGCUCUCAAAGAUUACCAUUCGCUGGAACGGGAAAGGUCCGUGCUCUCGAGGCUCUCUAGACGGCAUCUAUUAAAGAAGGCCCGUCAGCCGGCGAACACGGUCAGUUGCGAGAUCUACUGCUACACGUUAUAUAUGCCAACCUUCUUGAAUCUCGACACUUGACGGAAACCCUCUUUUGGAUCCCAUCAGACAAGCCCCGAGCCGAGCAUACCGUCCUGCAGAUACAGCAGCAGCAGCAACGCCCAGUUCAACCCGAAAAUGAAAGGCCAUACUUACAUGACCGUCGCUUUCGCGUCGUGGCUGCAACUUGCCGCGUCUGCGAUAUGGCAACCGGCCGUUGGUACGACGUGGAACAUUCAACUGCUCGAACCAUUGUCGAAAGCAUCAACCAAUGGCCUCCAGGCCUGGGACAUCGAUCUCUUCGACAACAGUGCAGCCAUAAUUUCAGGCCUGCAAAAGAACUCGAGCAAAGUCAUCUGCUAUUUCUCGGCCGGAAGCUACGAGCCCCAGCGGCCGGACUCUGGAAAAUUCACCAAAGCCGAUCGCGGAAAAGGACUCAACGGCUGGCCGGGCGAGUAUUGGCUCGAUGUCAAGUCCCAAAAUGUCCGCAACAUCAUGGUCGAUCGCAUCAAGUUGGCCAAAUCCAAAGGUUGUGACGCUGUCGACCCGGACAAUGUCGACGGCUAUUCCAAUGACAACGGCUUGGGCUUGACCAAGGCAGACGCCGUCGACUUUGUCAAAUUCCUGGCGGAACAGGCGCACGCCCAAAACAUGGCGAUAGGUCUGAAGAACGCCGGGGACAUCAUCCCCGAUGUCAUUGACCUUGUCCAAUUCAGCGUCAACGAGCAGUGUGUCGAGUAUCAAGAGUGCAGCACCUUUGAGCCUUUCAUCCAGAAAGGCAAGCCGGUCUUCCACAUCGAAUACCCCAAGGGCGACAAUACCAAUAAUAACAAGCCGGUUCCCGCGGCCAAGGCGAACAAAAUAUGCAGUGAUGGCGCAUCGCAGAAAUUCUCCACACUUCUGAAGAACAUGGACCUCGACGCCUGGAUGCAGACUUGCGAUAACAAGGGCGUCCGAUCUACGAGUGGUGCAAGCAAAAGUGGGAGAUAAAAACGAUAUCGACCUGGCGGACCUGGACCAGAGUCACGCAAAUGGCCAUGUCACGCCAUCAUGAUCUCACGCGUGAAUGGAUGCAAAUCAAGUAGCCAAGUUCAUUGAACUGGGUGUUGAGGAAUCAUCGCUUGUUUCUGGACAGAAACAAGCUUUCAUUGGCUGGAUUGUCUUCGGUACCUCUUCCUCUGUCCGCCGCAUGCGUAAUAUAAUCAGCCGAGCGCUGUUCGUCGUGAUCAUGUGUCCUGGGAAACACGGCGCCAGCCGAAGGAACUGGACUGUGUCGUAGCGGAAGAAAUUAUUGCGAGCUUCCAGCAUGUUUCUAAGGCCCGCGGAAGCUCCGGCAGUGACGGAGUGUUGUCGUGUCAACCGUAGGCUGCCGUGUGCGUGCCUGUUGCCUCCAGGACGUCGAGGGGCGCAUUGACCUGGUCGGUGCUGUCGAGCCUACCUGACUCAGAUCCUGGUUUUUGUGGCUGAGCGUCAACUAUCCCGAUGAAUAGGACAUUUUCAUCAGCCGCCUUGAACGAUAUGACCAGGCCCAGUACAUUCGGCAACCGUAGCGGCCAACGUCCGGCGUUCAUGCACAUUAUGUUCUAAGGGGGAGGGCAUGGUUGAACUCUGUGCAAUCAAGAAUAGUGGCUCUCUCGCUUUGCUCGAGACGAACGGUAGCCAGACUCGACCUCGGCGUCACUGCACCACUUUCUUGCUCGG
Exophiala dermatitidis NIH/UT8656 is the source of this 2012-nucleotide messenger RNA. RefSeq lists its product as uncharacterized. Bases 450 to 1301 code for a protein of 283 amino acids. NCBI's taxonomy places the organism in Eukaryota, Fungi, Ascomycota, Eurotiomycetes, Chaetothyriales, Herpotrichiellaceae. The transcript has a single exon. The record is from RefSeq and is a predicted model, not a curated record.